Molecule: messenger RNA, 1148 nt
Organism: Xyrauchen texanus (razorback sucker)
Lineage: Eukaryota; Metazoa; Chordata; Actinopteri; Cypriniformes; Catostomidae
Product: homeobox protein HMX1-like
Exons: 2
Coding region: 37-936 (299 amino acids)
Biological process (GO): regulation of transcription by RNA polymerase II; negative regulation of DNA-templated transcription
Cellular component (GO): nucleus
Molecular function (GO): RNA polymerase II transcription regulatory region sequence-specific DNA binding; DNA-binding transcription factor activity, RNA polymerase II-specific
Source: RefSeq, a predicted model, not a curated record
UUGCUAUUGCUGUACAUAGUGUUUGCUGUAGAAGAAAUGCAUGACAAAAGCCCACAACGGCGUACUUCGAACACAUCGAGGAGCUCGUCGUUUUUCAUCGAGAAUUUACUUGGCUCUUGUCGGACAGAACCGUCUGUCAGUCCCAUCAAUGAUAGCGAUGGCAAGGGGAGUAAAAGAGAAGUGGUUCUCAAAGGCAGCACUAAAGCGCAUAGAAAUGAAAUGUGCAGUCAAGCAGCUACAGGCUUCAAGACAGAGAUGUCUCGGGACACACAGUCACCUCUGGAGUGGCAUGGACGGGGAACCUCACACUUAAAAGUUCUGGAGCCACCAGAGAGUCCAAAAGAGGAAACCCGCAGUUCGGAUGGGCAUUGCCACUCUGUCGCCAGCGACAGGGACACCCCCGUGGCCUCCGAGCUUCUUGAUGGAGCAGUGGACCGAAAAACUAGCGAGUCAGUGGUCGACGAGGGCGAGGACGCACGACAACUCUUCGAUGAGCGUUCAGGUCCAGACACUUCCGAGCCAGGCUCUGCUCGGAAGAAAAAGACCCGGACUGUGUUCAGUAGAAGCCAAGUCUUCCAGCUGGAAUCAACGUUCGACCUGAAGAGAUACCUAAGCAGCUCUGAGCGCGCCGGCCUCGCGGCCUCCCUGCACCUGACCGAGACGCAGGUGAAAAUCUGGUUCCAGAACCGCCGAAAUAAAUGGAAAAGACAAUUGGCCGCCGAUUUAGAGGCUGCGAACUUCAACCACAGCCCCCAACGGAUAGUACGGGUGCCCAUCUUAUACCACGAUAAAACGACACCCAUGUCCUCAUUCAGUUUUAACCUGUCCCAAGUCUCGCCACCAAUCAUGGGAUUCUCGAAUUCAGUGAACUAUCCAUUGACAUCAUUUGCGCAUUCAAUGAAUUUACUCUCGUCGCAAAUGACAGGACUUGUCUGACUUUUGGUGAUGGACACAUGUGGUGCCCAAUGAAAAUUAUCAUUGAUUAUUUUGAAAGGUACAAUAACUGGAAAUACAGUCUUGAUGUAUGCUGCAUCCAAAGAUAACACCUAUCAUCCUGUACAUCACAAGAGAAAGACAUAAGGUGUUUAUUGUCACAGUUGUCUGUCUAUAAUAUUUACUCUGCGCAUGGGGGUCCUCGCCUAAAGGCA